AUGGAAGUUCAGCUCAAAAUCGAGUGCCACUGCCACCUCACAUCCUUCUCCCUCGCGAUCCCGUCGACGGAGCUCCCCCUGAAAUCCGCGCUGUGCCACUGCUCCUCGUGCCGCCACACGACGGGCCAGCUGUUUGCGACCUGGGCCGUGAUCCCCGCGGAGUUCCCGGGCGACGUGCUCAGCGGGGGCAACCUGGUCAAGUACGCAUCGUCGCCGACGUGCCAGCGCUGGUUCUGCAAGCGGUGCGGCGCCAGCGUCGUCAACGUCGACGAGAACGGGGGGAGAGGCCCGGCGGAGUGGGAGGUCGGCACGGGUGUGCUCUCAUUCGACGACCCCGAGGGGUUAGAAGGGAAAUUGAACCGUGUGCAGCUCUGGGUCGAGGAUGUCAAGGGGGACGGAGGCGCCGUGGGCUGGAUCAACCAGGGGGGACUGGAGGGGAUGGACAGGCGCUGGACAGGACGGGACAGCGAGACUGUCAGUGAUGGCGCGGCCGGGGAUCUCAUGCAGCGCAAAGUCGAGGCCCGAGACGACAGCCAACGCCUUGUUGCGCAGUGUCGUUGCAAAACUGUCCGGUUCGAGAUCUCACGCCCUCACGACGACUACAAUGCAGGAACCGGCAAGUUCGAAACGAGUCUCGACGCCUGCACGUCCUGUCGGACGGUGACUGGAUUCGAAAUCACCUGUUGGGCCACGGUGCCGAAGAAUCUCAUCACUGCGAAAGCAGACCUCGACUCUCUCCUGGACGAUCGGGCAAGGCUCGGUCACUACAAGACAUCGUCGGACGUGAGUCGAUAUUUCUGUGCAAGAUGUGGUGCAACAGCUUUCUACUACAAGCACGGCCUGGAUACGAUUGACGUUGCCCUCGGACUUCUGGAGCCUGAGGUCGAAGGCGCUGUUCGAGUCGAAUCGUGGCUCGAAUGGCAGAAGUAUCCCAAGAGCGUAGCGUAUCCAGAGGACGCCGUCGACAAAGCAUUCGUCAGGAAACUCGUGGAAGGCAUGAAGCUUUGGGAGAGUCGCUGA
Molecule: messenger RNA, 1020 nt
Organism: Fonsecaea nubica
Lineage: Eukaryota; Fungi; Ascomycota; Eurotiomycetes; Chaetothyriales; Herpotrichiellaceae
Exons: 1
Coding region: 1-1020 (339 amino acids)
Molecular function (GO): carbon-sulfur lyase activity
Source: RefSeq, a predicted model, not a curated record